Musca vetustissima is the source of this 1812-nucleotide messenger RNA. Its product is annotated as ATP-binding cassette sub-family G member 4. Gene Ontology annotation, molecular function: ATP binding; ABC-type transporter activity; ATP hydrolysis activity. Gene Ontology annotation, cellular component: plasma membrane. NCBI's taxonomy places the organism in Eukaryota, Metazoa, Arthropoda, Insecta, Diptera, Muscidae. The transcript has 8 exons. The record is from RefSeq and is a predicted model, not a curated record. Bases 1 to 1812 code for a protein of 603 amino acids.
AUGGCGAUGAAUAUCAUUAACAUAUUCGCCACCCUAAUUUAUGUCUGUAAAUCGGUGACAAAUCAAAUACUCAAUGAUGCUUGUGGUGAAUUUAAAUCGGGCCGGCUCACCGCCAUAUUGGGUCCAUCGGGUGCUGGUAAAACAUCACUGUUAAAUGCUCUCUCCGGUUUCAAGGCUUCUGGUGUAACGGGAAAUAUUGAAUUGAAUGGCAGACCACGAAAUAUUGUCGAAUUUCGUAAAAUGUCAUCAUAUAUUCCGCAAAAUUUUGCAAUGUUGGAUCUAUUAACAGUUCAGGAGACACUGAGAGUUUCGACGGAUUUGAAAUUACCUGCAGAGACAACAAUACAAGAGAAGGAUAAAAUUAUCAACAACAUUUUGGAAAUGUUAAACCUCACCCACAGUCGUCACACCUUGGUACAAAAUCUAUCGGGCGGUGAAUAUAAACGUUUAUCAAUUGGCGUUGAAAUGGUCACAAAUCCUCCCAUUAUGUUCUUCGAUGAACCGACCAGUGGUCUGGACAGUGUUGCAUCCUAUCAAAUUAUAUCCUAUCUGCGUAAAUUGGCCCGAGAUGGUCGGGUCAUUGUGUGUGUGGUCCAUCAGCCAAGUUCUAGAUUGAUGAAAUUAUUCGAUGAUAUUAUGGUGGUGUCAAAGGGUUGUAUUCUGUAUUCUGGGGCACAGGACGGCAUGUUGGAGCAGUUUAAAAAAUCCGGUUUCGAAUGUCCACAAUAUUAUAAUCCAGCUGAUUAUGUGUUGGAGGUCAGCAGUGAUUUUACAAAUCCUUUACUAUCGAAACUUAUCUAUGAAAAUAGAUUGAAACACAAUGCGGACAGGAAAAUGGCAAAUUAUAAUGGAAAUUCGGAAUCGGCCGCCCUUUUAAAAGACUCAAAUUCUACACCAGCAGCACCCCUCCACACAACUGUCGAUAUGCUUAGCACAAUUUCUCUGGAAGCCGAGGGUAUACGACCCAAGGAAAGGGUAUCUGUUUGCAGACAAUUUAUGGUCUUACUGAAAAGAUCCACCACCUCAACCUAUCGGAAUAUGCUCUCGGUGCGUCUUCGGAUAAUUAUGCACAUUGCUGUGGCCAUUCUGUUGGGUGUGGUAUUCUGGCAGAUUGGCAAUGAUGGAGCCAAGACCCUCACAAAUGCCUCGUGUAUAUUUUUCGUUGUCAUGUUUGUCUUCUUUGGCAAUGCCAUGCCCUCGAUAUUCCUCUGUCCCCAGGAAUGUGCGGUGUUCAUAAGGGAAUACCUGAAUGGCUGGUAUUCCAUCAAAUCCUAUUAUAUAGCAAAAAUUAUAUCCGAUUUACCCUUGCAAUUUGUGUGUCCAACAUUGUUGACAUGCAUUGCAUACUUUAUGACGGGCCAACCCAUGGAACUGGGUCGGGCCGUUAUGUUUUGGGGUAUGUGUCUGCUGACGGGGAUGAUUGGACACUUUAUGGGCCUUGUGUGUGGUUCAAUGUUUCAAAUGCAGAUGGGUGUUUUCCUGGUACCAUGUCUCACCAUACCCUUGUUAAUCUUCUCCGGUUUCUUUAUACGCAUUUUCGAAGUGGCCUCGUAUUUAAAAAUACUUUGUGAUAUUUCAUUUUUCCGCUAUACCAUAGAGGGCUUGCUGCGCGCAUUAUAUGCCUAUGACCGUCCGGAACUGGAGUGUAAUCUUGAUUUUUGUUAUUAUCGACAGCCGAAGAAGUUUCUUAAGGAUUUUGGAAUGUUUGGUGAUCUUUAUGGGCAGGAUGUAAUGGCCUUGUGUAUAUGGAUUGUGGCUUUAAUGGUAUUAUUUUUAUUCAGUUUAUGGGUGCGCAUCAAAAAGGCACUGUAG